GGCGGUAGUGAAGCACUGAGCUCUUUCUGAUGAGAGAAAAAAAAACACAAACAACCAGACAAGAGAAAAACACACUAAACCAAGAUGGCGGUGCAAGAGACAGCAUCUCAACUGUCCAUGGCUCUCAAAGUCCAAGAAUAUCCCACCCUGAAGGUGCCGUACGAGACUCUGAACAAACGUUUCAGGGCGGCUCAGAAAAACAUCGACCGGGAGACGAGCCACGUGACGAUGGUCGUUGCCGAGCUGGAGAAGACGCUGAGCAGCUUCCCAGUGGUCGACUCCGUGGUGUCACUGCUGGAUGGCGUGGUGGAGAAACUCAGCGCCCUGAAGAGGAAGGCCGCAGAGUCCAUCCAAGCAGAAGACGAGAGCGCCAAGCUGUGUAAGCGUCGCAUCGAGCACCUGAAGGAGCACAGCAGCGACCAGCCGGCCUCAGUCAACUUGUGGAAGAAGAAGCGCAUGGACCGAAUGAUGGUGGAGCAUCUGCUGCGUUGCGGCUACUACAACACAGCCGUUAAACUGGCCAGACAGAGCGGCAUAGAGGAUCUGGUCAACAUCGAGAUGUUCCUCACAGCUAAGGAGGUGGAGGAGUCUCUGGAGAGGCAGGAGACGGCCACUUGCCUAGCCUGGUGCCAUGACAACAAGUCCCGCCUCCGCAAGAUGAAGAGUUGUCUUGAGUUCAGUCUGAGAAUCCAAGAGUUCAUUGAGCUCAUCAGACAAAACAAACGCAUGGAUGCAGUCAGACAUGCAAGGAAGCAUUUCAGCCAAGCGGAGGGUGGACAGUUGGAUGAGGUUCGGCAGGUGAUGGGCAUGCUGGCCUUCCCAUCAGAUACACAUAUCUCCCCAUACAAGGAUCUUUUGGAUCCAGCCCGCUGGAAGAUGCUGAUCCAGCAGUUCCGAUAUGACAACUACAGACUGCACCAGCUGGGGAACAACUCUGUCUUCACGAUCACCCUACAGGCUGGUCUGUCUGCCAUCAAGACACCUCAGUGCUACAAGGAGGAUGGUACCUCUAAGAACCCAGACUGCCCAGUGUGCAGUAAAUCCCUCAACAAGUUGGCCCAGCCGCUACCCAUGGCCCACUGCGCCAACUCCAGACUAGUCUGUAAGAUCUCCGGGGAGGUCAUGAAUGAAAACAACCCUCCAAUGAUGCUGCCUAAUGGAUACGUCUACGGCUACAAUUCCCUUCUGUCCAUCCGCCAAGAUGACAAAGUGGUGUGUCCCAGAACCAAAGAAGUCUUCAACUUCUCUCAGGCUGAGAAGGUCUACAUCAUGUGAUCACUCAGACAACCCGUCUGAGUAUGAUGGAAUACGGCCCGUCAUUCAUCACCUGUGACCCGGCCUACUCAGAGAGCCACCUGUGGAGCUGUGAUCCAGUGCCCCCCCACCCCAACCACAGACACACCCGGCAUUCUCCCAAUACAUGAUCAGCUGAAGUUCUCCAGUUCCCUUCCCCCUCCCAUUUUAUCACACAGAAACUGGGAUCCUUUCAGACUCUGUUUUAGACGUGGCUAGAGAACAAGAAGUUGAUUGAUCUGAUCCAUUCAAGCACAGGGACUAUCAACAUUGUCAUUUAUCUUCCCUCUCUCUGAAGUUUAGAGACUACAGAAAAAGGACUGAGGGGGUGAAAAAACUGCUAGGUAGUUAUUUGAUUUUAUUACAACAAAUAAAAAACUUGUUGAGGUUACUUUGACUUUUCACUAGUGGUGUUCCUUUGUUACUAAAAUAACAUGUGUCAGGACUGUGUUAACUCGCUCCAUUAACUUGAUUAACACGAGAUUUGUGCUUUUUAUUUCCAAAACAAACAUGGCUGACCUCCUAGUCAUGUGGUAGCAUCUCAUCCUGUGAUGCAUGCUGUUGACAUCCUUUGUCUUCUAGCCAUGUUUUUUGGUGGGUUGUUGGGGGGGAUAUAUGUUAAAUACCUCCUUUACUGCCUACUCUUUUUGCAUUUCAUCCCCCCCGCCCCCCUCCUGGUUGUGAAACCGGAGCCUGAUUCGGGCCGCAGUAGGCUCCUUUUCAAAUGUAAAUAUUAGAUAGGACUUGAUCAUCCUCAUGUUUAAAUUCAGGGGGUUUUGGGGGGACAAGUAACGACAAUGAAGAUUAACCUUCUACCGAGAUUGCUGUGUGAACUGAACAAGUCUUUUCUUGGGUGUUGUAAACCUGAUAUCGCCCACAGAACCCUCAAGUUGUUCAGUAAAACUUCUCAUUUCUGAAGAAUCUGAUGGUAAUAUUAAUUAUGGUGUAUUUACUACCAUAACGAAAUUUACGCAAUAUUCACACAAGAAAAAAACAACUUGGAUGUUUUUGUUUUUUUUAAUUGAACAAAUUGUCUUCCUUUUUUUGGUGUGUGAGGUUUCACUUCUCUUCAACCAAUUUCCUUUCUUCAGCUAAAAAAGAAAGAGUACAUUCAGAUGAAGCCCCUGGGUGUUUUUAAGUUCAUUCAACAUUGCCCAAAUAGUUUUAAUUUCUUAACUAUUUUUCCAACAAUGAACAAAAAAAUUAAAGAGACUGUGCUGAUAUUUUUUUUUUUUUCCAGUCUUGUGCUCUGCGUAUGUUGAAGCUGCAACACUCUACAGGGUUUACGUAGCAUAUAUGUACACCAACUGCUUCAACAUUACAUGUACUUUCAUGCACAUACAUACCUUUUAUUAGAGAAAUGCAUUAAGAGGCAGCAUCAAAACCCUCACUAGGCUGUUGAUCUGCCUUUUCUUGCAAACUCUGAAGGGAAAACUUUUGGUCAUCUGACAACACGACUCAUCCAAACCUGCUGUACGUGACGAUAGACUGAGAAUGUGAUCACAACAAGAUGUUCACAAAUCUGGACUUCAGUGAUGACUAAUGCACAAAUAACCCUUGAAAUUGUGACCCACACUAAGCAACCCCAAAAAAUGCAGUUUUAUGUUAAACAUGAUCGGUCUUGUGGUCAAUCAUUUCUUCCAUUUGUUGUUUAUUGACAAACCAAAAGUUGCCUCAUUUUGUGUCGAUUUGGAACUGUAUGUGUAAAGACACAGACUGUCCUGUGUAUUUGUGUUGGUAGAAUAGAUAAAAGGGGAUUGUUUCAUGAGCAAUAUGCCUCAUAAAGAUUUCAGUGAACUUUGA
Messenger RNA from Sebastes umbrosus (honeycomb rockfish), 3096 nucleotides. It is a transcript of the gene maea, whose product is annotated as macrophage erythroblast attacher, E3 ubiquitin ligase. The record is from RefSeq and is a predicted model, not a curated record. The coding region runs from base 85 to 1275 and encodes 396 amino acids. The transcript is spliced from 9 exons. Gene Ontology annotation, cellular component: cytoplasm; GID complex; nucleus. NCBI's taxonomy places the organism in Eukaryota, Metazoa, Chordata, Actinopteri, Perciformes, Sebastidae. Gene Ontology annotation, biological process: proteasome-mediated ubiquitin-dependent protein catabolic process. Gene Ontology annotation, molecular function: protein binding; ubiquitin protein ligase activity.